AUGUACCAUGAGAGGGUCAUUGAUAUUGAGGCCUGGAACGACUUCGAGCAGGCAAUGGAUGCACUAGGUGCUGUACUUGCAAUACGCGGUGGUGGUGACGCCCCCAGUCAGGCCGUCGUGCUAGUUUCGCAGACUCUACCCCCUACCGUUCAUGAUGCUAGAUUGCCGCUUAUCGUGACAGCACGCGCUAUUCAGCUGCCAGAUCAUUCCGCUACCAAUUGA
This is a messenger RNA of Penicillium brevicompactum, 222 nucleotides long. RefSeq lists its product as uncharacterized. The record is from RefSeq and is a predicted model, not a curated record. The coding region runs from base 1 to 222 and encodes 73 amino acids. NCBI's taxonomy places the organism in Eukaryota, Fungi, Ascomycota, Eurotiomycetes, Eurotiales, Aspergillaceae. The transcript has 2 exons.